ACUUACGGCCGCCCCCUCGGAGAAAGCCGUUGCGGGCGGAAUGCGGAAGCCGGUACCGGCUCGCAAGCCCCGCGAGCUGGCCGCUCUCCAGAAUGACCCAGUCAGUGGUCGUACAGGUCGGCCAGUGCGGAAACCAGAUCGGCUGUUGCUUCUGGGACCUGGCGCUAAGGGAGCACGCUGCGGUCAACCAGAAGGGAAUUUAUGAUGAGGCAAUAAGCAGCUUCUUUAGAAAUGUGGAUACCAGAGUGGUUGGUGAUGGUGGAAGUAUUUCCAAGGGAAAAAUAUGUUCUUUAAAAGCACGAGCUGUUUUGAUUGAUAUGGAGGAAGGGGUAGUGAAUGAAAUUCUGCAGGGACCACUGAGAGAUGUAUUUGAUACAAAUCAGCUCAUCACUGAUAUUUCUGGCUCAGGAAAUAAUUGGGCUGUGGGUCACAAAGUUUUCGGCAGUCUUUACCGAGACCAGAUUUUAGAGAAACUAAGAAAGACAGCAGAGCACUGUGAUUGCUUGCAGUGUUUCUUUAUAAUACAUUCCAUGGGAGGAGGAACAGGCUCUGGACUUGGCACCUUUCUUUUAAAGAUGCUUGAAGAUGAAUUCCCAGAAGUAUACAGAUUUGUAACUUCCAUUUAUCCUUCUGAUGAGGAUGAUGUCAUAACCUCACCUUAUAAUAGCAUCUUGGCAAUGAAGGAACUUAAUGAGCAUGCAGACUGUGUGUUGCCCAUUGACAAUCAAUCUUUAUUUGACAUCAUUAGCAAAAUUGACCUCAUGGUGAAUUCUGGAAAGUUGGGUACAACUGUGAAGCCAAAGAGUCUGGUUACUUCAAGUUCUGGGGCUUUAAAAAAGUGUUAUAAGAAGCCCUUUGAUGCAAUGAACAACAUUGUGGCAAAUCUGCUGCUCAGCCUAACAAGCUCUGCAAGAUUUGAAGGGUCCCUUAAUAUGGACCUUAAUGAAAUCAGCAUGAAUUUAGUUCCUUUUCCCCAGCUUCAUUAUCUGGUGUCAAGCCUAACACCUCUAUAUACACUGGCAGAUGUUAACGUUCCUCCUAGAAGAUUGGAUCAGAUGUUUUCAGAUGCUUUUAGUAAAGAUCACCAGCUGCUUCGGGCAGACCCCAAACACAGUCUUUACCUCGCCUGUGCACUCAUGGUGAGAGGAAGUGUACAAAUUUCAGAUCUUCGCAGAAAUAUUGAAAGAUUAAAACCAUCUCUACAAUUUGUCUCCUGGAAUCAAGAAGGCUGGAAGACCAGCCUGUGUUCCAUACCUCCUGUGGGCCAUUCUCAUUCAUUAUUAGCUUUAGCAAAUAACACAUGUGUGAAGCCCACCUUCGUGGAACUGAAGGAGAGAUUCAUGAGGCUCUAUAAGAAAAAGGCUCACCUUCAUCACUAUCUACAAGUUGAAGGGAUGGAAGAAAGCUGUUUCACAGAAGCUGUGUCAUCUUUAUCAGCACUCAUACAGGAAUAUAACCAACUGGAUGCCACAAAAAACAUGCCUGUGCAAGAUUUACCCAGACUAAGCAUAGCUGUGUAAAUAAGAAAACCCCAAAAAUACUUUCUUAAUCUCACAUUGUUUUUUCUGACCUGUUUCAGCAUUUUUGUGAUUCGGAAAGUGCAGGUUGUUUUUUUGUUUGUUUUGUUUUGGUUUUUUUUUUUUUCAUAUUUUCAGGAAAUAUUUUUGUCUAAAAGAGUGAGUUCUGUUUAAUCACAGUUUGUUGGUAAUACCAAUAUGUGCAAUUAGUGAAAUCCUAGUACCUUAACUUCAAACAUUUCUCUUCAGCAAAGUCCCUUUUUCUAAAAUUGAAAGAACAGAGUUCUUGAAUAUUUUGCUGUAUUUAUAUCCUCAUAUUUAGGCAUUUAUGCACUGAUAAUUAUGUCUUCAAUAAAAAUCUUGUACAGAUAUAUUUUUCGUAAGUAUU
This is a messenger RNA of Saimiri boliviensis boliviensis (Bolivian squirrel monkey), 1905 nucleotides long. It is a transcript of the gene TUBE1, whose product is annotated as tubulin epsilon 1. Gene Ontology annotation, molecular function: GTP binding. Gene Ontology annotation, biological process: microtubule-based process. The record is from RefSeq and is a predicted model, not a curated record. Gene Ontology annotation, cellular component: microtubule. Lineage: Eukaryota; Metazoa; Chordata; Mammalia; Primates; Cebidae.